AUGACGAGAACUCCCUUUCGUGGGUCUGCUCCGGCGUCAAGCCCUCAUUCGGAGCAUGACACCACCUUUCACGGAACACCCUCGACCAACCUGACCUCCUUCACCCCUGCAACUGGAAACAUUGGCUACAGAAAGCCUUAUGUCGAAGAAGCAGCCCAGCGCCAUGCCAACAACUGGGAGGAAGUCCGUGAGCCUGCAAAGACUGAUGCCAUCAGACGUACCACCCCUACGAAGACUGCCAGUGAUGAUGUCUUCCUGACUGCACCUGCCAUGAGCUCUGGCCCACAACUCUCUCCCACUGCUCGAGUCUUCCAACCCAUGUACACCUUUUCGGCAAUGCCAACUGUUGCUCGUCGGUCUCCCCCCCUCGCUCGAGUCAACCGUCCCCAUGUCUUUGGCCCACCACCAAGUGCUCGUCAUGGCCAUGGAGCUCACCAAACUCUCACUCCCCUUGGAACUAUUGCUGGCGUGAGAACCCUUCUGCAGGACAGUGUCCCAGACACGAAGGUCCGUGGUGAAAAAGAAGCCUCCGCGUGGGAAGACCGCCGACCAGUGUCGCAAAUCAAGUGCAUCAAUGGCCGCUUUGACACCGACAUUGAAGCAUACCUCGACCGUCUUGGUGUCUGGAAUGUUGAGCACAUGAACUUCAUGUCGAAUGCUUCCGGCAAAUACAUCAACGAUGUGCACUUCUCUGAGGGGGUCUUCAGCACCGAUGAAAAAGCCCCUCGUGCGUUCGUAGUCAUGGGUAUUCCUGCUGAGUUCCGCUCUCUCCGCGUUGCAGAAGCUUUCAAGAUUGAAUCAUUCCCCUCCUUGAAAACCAUCAAUGCCUCGCAAGUCGUUGCUGGUGGUCUCUUCACCGUUGCAUUCUCCGAUGUUCGAGAUGCAAGAAAGGCAUGGGACGUCGCUACCAAACUCGUUCCACACACUCGUGUCUUUUCUCUAUUCCCAAGAGGUGUCGCUGCGGAUCAAGGCUACAACCCAAGUCACAUCAGUGAUUUUGAAGGCCAAAUCAUCUUGUCGGUCUACUACAAUGGAAAUCCCAACUUCAAGCAACUCGAGGCUGCUCCAAUUGUCGCUGAGAUCAAGCGUCUCCUUGCUCAAUGUGGCGAAGUCAAGGCCAUGCACACCUUGCCAUCGACCCAACUUCACUGCCGCGAUUUCCGUGUUGAGUUCUACGACUCUGCCGCUGUCCCCGUUGCCAAGGACGUCAUCAGUGGUACCAUCCUCGAGGGCGGUGUCGUUCUUCACGCCGAAGCAUACUCUCCAGACAUUGUCUUCCAGUCAGAUGACGUCGAUGCACCAUUUGAGCAGCUCUCAAUCACUGGCCGAUCCACUGUUCCAGUUGACGAAGAUUACGAUCGUCUUGCUUACGCCAUCACUCGUGAUGUCCUUCGCAAUGGUCGCCGCCUGAACAACACAAAUCACAAUGCAGUUGACAUUGCUCGAAUUCAAUCUGGCAUGGACGUCCGUACUACGAUCAUGUUGCGCAACAUUCCAAAUCGUGUUGAUCAAGGAAUGCUGAAAGAGAUCAUCGAUCAUACCAGCUUUGGUCGCUAUGACUUCAUGUACCUUCGCAUUGACUUUGCCAACAACUGCAAUGUCGGCUAUGCCUUCAUCAACUUUGUCGAUUUCGUCCUUGCUCGUGCUGGAAAACGUUGGAAUUGCUUCAGCUCUGACAAAGUUGCUGAGGUGUCGUAUGCCACAAUCCAAGGCAAAGACUGCUUGGUCCAGAAGUUCCGCAACUCAUCUGUCAUGCUCGAGCACCCAGCAUUCCGCCCAAAGCUGUACAUUGCUGGCAAUGUUCCCGAUGCUGGCCAAGAAGAGAAGUUUCCUUCGCCCGACAACCACUCCAAGAUGCGCCGAUCAGUCGAAAAUGCUGAACAUGUCGGUCUGUAUCUCCCCAGAUCCAUGGGCCCUCGGAACAUCAAUCCCCGUGCUGUCCAUCCUCGCCGCCGUCGUGUGAGACAUGCUCGACGAUUCAAUGCGCAUGGCGUCUAUCUCCCUCCAGCACGUGCAGGAAACGUCAUUAUUUACACACCUCCACCCUCCCCAAAGUCACAGCCUCGUCGUGUCAAGUUUGUUGAUACCAAGAGUCCCUCUGACCCAUUCUCUGGAACACGCCCUUUCCCGUGA
This is a messenger RNA of Exophiala spinifera, 2133 nucleotides long. RefSeq lists its product as uncharacterized. Gene Ontology annotation, molecular function: RNA binding. Bases 1 to 2133 code for a protein of 710 amino acids. NCBI's taxonomy places the organism in Eukaryota, Fungi, Ascomycota, Eurotiomycetes, Chaetothyriales, Herpotrichiellaceae. The transcript has 9 exons. The record is from RefSeq and is a predicted model, not a curated record.